Molecule: messenger RNA, 24942 nt
Organism: Plasmodium knowlesi strain H
Lineage: Eukaryota; Apicomplexa; Aconoidasida; Haemosporida; Plasmodiidae
Product: HECT-like E3 ubiquitin ligase, putative
Exons: 1
Coding region: 1-24942 (8313 amino acids)
Biological process (GO): proteasome-mediated ubiquitin-dependent protein catabolic process; positive regulation of protein catabolic process; protein polyubiquitination
Molecular function (GO): ubiquitin-protein transferase activity
Source: RefSeq, a predicted model, not a curated record
AUGAAGAUCCAGAUACCGAAGGAUGAUAAUUAUAUACUCAUGCUGGAUAAGAUAAGUGAGGAGGAGAAAUUUUUCAUUCACAUUUUAACGACAUGUGACGAGAAGAGCCUGAUUGAUCACCUUUUUCCCUUUGUUGAGUGGGUGUGGUUGAAGUCAGAUUUGAUAGCUUGGGCGCCUGUUCUAAAUCGGUUCGACGAUAUCCUACAGAGGUACAUUGUCCAUAAUAAGUUGAAUCGGGAGGAGACCUGCAUCGCGACGGGUGGUGGGGUCGUGGAGGCCAAGGCGCAGUCUGGAAGUGCGCCCUCCCAGGGUGAAGAAAAUAGGGAGAAGUCCAGGCAAACUAACAGUCAGAAGACGAGCGAAAAAAGCCAUGAGGAGGUGAAGGAACAAUCCAACGAAUCGUUCGUCCCGCCCGAUUUGUUAAUCGAGGAAAUACUUAGGUUCACGUACCACAUCUUGGACAACUGCCUAAGCAAAUCGAAAUACAACUCAUUGGACCAUUUGCUCGUUCUCUUGUGGAGCUUCAACCCGAAGAUAUCCAUCCUGUCGGCUGAAAUAUUAAACAUAUACUACCUGUUUAUAAAAAAAACGAAGAAAAAUGAAAAUAAAAUAAAUCAAAUUGUGAAUAUCCUGUCAGCUCUAAUUAACAUCCCUGUACCGAGUUUUUUACACCCAUAUAUAAACAACGACAUAGGACGGAUAAACGACAACAACUACAUUUCUGGCCUAGUGUUGUACUACAUGCAUGACUCCACAGAUAAGCGUUACAUGCAGAACGUCUAUAGCAAAAUUGAUAAUAAAUACCUCCUCUACUUAGUAGAUUAUGAUCUGAACCUGGACAAUGUUACAAUUAACGUGGAAGAUCAUGAGAUUCCCUUCACGUCUGUCUUCCCCAAGGAGGUAAAGUAUAACAACGCUAAGGACGCCUUGCAACAGGCAUACGACACCAUCAUUAAUAAGUACCAAUUAGAUGAAAAAAAAACUUUCGACCUCAGACACAAGUUAAGAAUCUACAUCGGAUUAAUAUGUCCAAAGUACAGAAAAAAAUUAUUCAACUUGAGGUACUUAAUAAUAUCAGGUUCUUUGUCGAUUAACUCCAUUUUGUAUCCCCAGAUUAUUCCAAGCAACACUAUAUUUUUACAGGAAAUUUUGUACCUAUUAAAAUAUCACAAGUUUGUUGACUUUAGCACGCUACACAUAAUCUUUGACCUGCUGACCACGGCGAUAGAAUCCCAUCUUCACUACAAAGUUGUCUCAGACAUUUUGGGUCUACGAUUACACAGUGGUUUAUUUAUCAGCGUUUUUAAGUACUAUCUGAAUUAUUUUCUAUCGACUUAUACAGUGCAGAAAGAUAUCUGUCCUCUGCACAUUAUGAACGAGAGCCCAGUGGAAAUGUACAGCAUCAAUGAUAUCAACAAUUUGUACUUAAAAAAAAUGCACGAGGAUAAGACCAUAAACACGUCUUCCCCUGCACUGCAGGCUGGAACUACGUGCACUCCUCGAAUCGGUAAUGUUAUUUCUCGGACCAGUAUUUACAGCUCCCUGAGUGAGCUCCUACCGAAUGAAGGUGUGGAUCAACCUCCCACGCAACAGAACAGUCAUCCCCCCGGAAGGGGUACUCCCUCACAUGAAGACGCAGCAAGCUAUUUCGCAAAUGAUCAUCAGGAGGCCACACAAAGGGAGGGAGAAAUUUGUGUAACCGCUCCACAAGGAUCAAACCAGUUAACCAGUACCAACAACAAUUCAAUAUUCAAUGCGGAUGCAUUUCGAGGAGAAGACAACCCUUCCAACAUUGACUAUGGUGACCCCGCAGGAGUGAUGGGAGCCUUAUCUCCAUUUGUGAACAAUCCCCCCAUCAGUGGGAGCAUAAAUGCUGUACAAAAUCAUAACAUCCUUGACUACAUGAGCAAUGAAGGUGAUACGAAUAAUGAGAUGGAUUCCACGCACAUGAGAGAUACAUCAAGCGUGAGGGAUCCACCAAACGUAGAAAACGUGAAUCUAUUAGACUUCAUGAACAACGCGGAUGAAAUAGACCUCAUACGUGAUGGAACGACGGAUAACAGGCUAAGCAACCAAGCCAGAGAUCCAAACGGAUUGAAAGAAGAAACGCAAUACGAAAAUUACAUCAGUGAAGACGUAAUCAUAAGCAAUAUAAAAAAUUGCAAGAAAAAUGGAGAAAAUGAAUUUAUAAAAAUUACAAAAAAAAAGUUUAAGGAUUUUAAAAAGAAGAAAAAGCAAGUAUCCAUGAUGCUGCAAUUAUUAACCCUGUACCAUACGUGCAUUAUGGAACCGUGCCCAAUUCUUACCAUAGCCCAACAAAAUACGCUAAAAUUUUUCCCCUUAUAUUUGCAAGAUAGUUACACUAAUAAUCUACCAAUUGUUCAUUUGUUACUGAGAAUUAUGGAAACCCUCUUAGAUUUUACGCCCAAUUUUUAUUUCACUGCAAAGAAUGAGGAGGAGCUUUACAAAAUCUUACUGUCUCGUUUUCAGUACGAAAUAUUUAUGAUGUCUGACAGUUUUUACCACCUGAAUCGAGAGCACUUUCUGAGAUUUUAUUUCGAGCCAUUCGACUACCGCGGGUAUGACCGCACGUUUGUGGAGAGCCAGGAAGAAGGCCACCGCGAUGAAGGGGAAGCGCCCUCUAUUGAGGAGGGGAUAAUGCAAUCGAAUGGGAAGGUUAACACAGAAAUGGUGAUUGCCCAUCCUGCCUCUCUUUCGGAUGAGAAGAGCCUCUUCUCUAGCCGCAAUGAGAAGCUGAUAAGGCUAUUCCAAACGUACGACAUAAAUGGGAGCGCCACGGAGGAGACUCUCCUGAACAGAUUCACCUUCUGGUAUAAGCUGCACAUAUAUGAAGAACGAGUGAAAAUCAUCAAGAUGAUUAUAAAGGCUUUAAACCUUGCGUUGAAGGGUUACUCCCCAACGGAUACGCUAUUAGACAUAUUUACAAAUAAUUAUAUCUCCGUGAAAAUUAUUAAGUACAUCUUAAAGUACCCGCACAAAUUUGGCCUGUGCCUGUACGGCUACAUACUAGGCUUUAUAUAUGAACACAUAUAUGAAGACCCGACCAUUUUAUCUACCCUCUUGAAGGAGGGUCUUUUGAACAUCUUACUAAAUAGCAUAGUAGAGGAUAAUUUGAAGGACGAAACAGUGUUGAUCUAUGUUCCCUCGCUCCUCUCCCUAAUGUUUAUUCACAGCAUUGGAAAGUCAGCCAUGAGGAAGUUGAAUUACUCCCCCAUAUAUAACCUUUUCCACUAUAUGAUAAAAAUAGAUUAUUUCUUUUUCGAUAGAUUUGGUGACAUAGCUGUUUCGAUAGGAAAUAUCAUCAACGAGUUGGAGAACUACGGUUUCGUGAUGAGAGAUUUCCUUUCCUUUCACGUGAAGUUAUUGAAAAAGUUAUAUCUGGAGGGGCUAAACUUGGGUUAUUGGAGGUGUUUGGAUUAUGAUUACGUGCAGAAAUAUGUAGAGGCAUCAGUUAAGCAGUUGCACCACGUGCAGUUGAAGGAUCUUAAUAUAGAUAGAUACAAGCAUAGAAAGGAUAAUUUCUUCUUGGAUAGGUUAUCCAUCCUGUGUCGAUGUAUCUUAUCCUAUAUGAAGACUUCCUGGAUUAAAUCCUUUUUAAAGUUAAACGGCCUCAAGUUCUUAAUGGCCUACACUAAUUUGAUAAGCUUACCUCCAAACUACAUUCACAUUUUCGAAUAUCAUUCUAUUUAUACGUUUGUGAUGAAGAUAUAUUUGUAUGCCUCCUUCAAGAACGUGUACAAUCAGUUCCUAUACCCUCUAUACAACUACAACAACUUCGUUUCCUAUGUACAAUACAUAAGUUUGUUGUUGUCGGGUUCUUUCUAUUUUGACUUGGGUGACAAUGUCGUUGUGGCUAAGCGAUCCGCUCUUCUAGCAGGGGAAAUGGGAGGAACGAGUGGAAUCAACGAAGCGCUUAGACCUCUUGGAGCGCUGGACAAAACAUUCCAGCGAGGAAGCAAGUAUCUGAGGACAGAUUACUUCGCAGGUCCUUUCAUCGAUCGUAAUCAGCUACUCCUUUGCAAUAUUACACAACUUUUCAACAUCUUGUAUUUUUUAAUCUCGGCAUACACAGACGCCAAAGGGCUUUACAGCAACGAGGAGAAGCUGUAUGAUCUAUCAGAAUUGUCGAAUAGAAAAAUCUUGGAAAUAUUUUCAGAUGUCCUCAUAACAAUAGAAAGUGUAUUUGACUUUUACUUUACAUUGUAUUUUUACCAGACGAAUGACGAAAACCAGAACAUGUUUUUGCAUCUGAAGGAUAAGGUGUGUAUCCAUGAACACAUUAAAAGAACACUUCGUAAUAGCCAAAAUAAGUCGGAUUAUUUGUUAUACAAUUUGUUCGGAUCCAGUCGCUCCCUCUUUUGUUAUUCCAUUAAUAACAAUUUGUACGUAUUGAACCAGGAUCAAGGGAAAACACAUAUCAUUUGUGACCACGACAAUGCAGAUGAUUACAAAAGAACGGAUCAUCUUAGUGGGUUAGAUAAUGAAGACAGAGUCUAUAAGGCAAUUUACAAAUAUACCUUUUCGCAGGUGCUCAUUGAAUUUAACACCUUUGUGCAUAAAAGUAUGAAAAUGCCAUCAGAUAUUGUAGCCUUUAAAAAGAAGGAGAAGACGAAAUUUCAAAAAUAUUUUUCAGGUUCAGAGGAAUCAAUUGUCCGGGUGCAAACGAGUAAUAAGAAGAAAAGCGAUUCGAACAUAACGCAUAGUCAACAUGAUAAGGAAGCGGGCAUAUCAGCCCACCUUCUUUCUAAUAAUCUAACAAAUCAUUGCAACACGGUUAACGAGACUCACCUCUCCAGCGGCAACGCUCUUGAGACUGAUACCCUAGGUGUUGAUAAGAACCAAUUAAAUGCUCAAAGUAUUUCAAACAUGUACGCAACAUAUCGCAGCGGCAGUUGUAUGGAAUGUCACCUUGCGGGGGAAAAUAAAAAUGAAGGAGGAAAUAAAGACACCAGCAUGGGCGAUAAUAACGUAGGCGUUGCUAACGGCGAAUACAACGACUACUAUAUUGAGGAUAAGAAUAUCCACAUGAAUACUCGCCUUGCAUAUGACUCUAAAUACGUCCUGUGCGAAAGCCUCAGAUCGCUCCUAGUGGUAAUUAAGAAGUUUUUCAUCAUGAUUAAUUUGGCUUGUCAUACAAGACAGUUAAAAUUGAAGCCAACCCCGAACUAUAUUUUUUACAAUGUAAUCCAGCAGAAGCACAUUCUGUGCAUCAUUAGGUGUUUAACCAAGUGCAUGAUGAAUGUGCCCGUGGUGAGCAAGCCCAUUCAAGAGAACCCCUACCUCGCGGGGGGCCCAACGAAAAGCGUGUAUAAAGUGCUAUCUGAUCACAUAACAGCGGAGAAGGUCAGCUAUUUGAGCGGGCCGAAUCAGAACCAGCCACAGUCAGGAACAGCGCCUUCAUGCGUGACGGUGAAUGGUUGUGCGAACAGUUUCUACAGUUGCAACUGCAGCGGUGGUAGCGUCAACCCUGAGUUAGUCGCACGCAGUGCCUACAAGAACGGAUCCAAGAAAUGGCCCAAGGUUGAAGCGAAGAUGAGUUAUCUUCCAUGUGAGAACAUCGCUCAAGCAAAUUCCUCCAAGGAGCACUUACCCUGCUGUGGUAACGCCAAUUUUGCAGCGAAGAGGGAUGAACAACAGAAGAACUUCAAUCUGUAUGACUAUGCGUACACCUCAUUCACCAGUCACCAUGUAGAGAAGAUAGAAAAUUAUUAUCCCGAGCCGUUUUACAUGGAGGAAAUUCUCUUCAAACGAUACAACUUUAACUUUUCCCUAAUCGACGUGCUGCCGAAUAAGGACCUUCAACGUAAUGAUCAUCUUGGACCAGCGGACAAGGGAUCGGAGCAAAAUGGAAAUACAAGUGUAAAUGCAAGUGAAAGUGCAACACGAGAUGCUUUUUCCACUCUGCUGAAUGGAAAUGUGGCCGCCUCCCCGUGCCGAGCAGGGUGCUCCAGUGAAGAAUACCAGGGGAAGGACCCUCAGGGAAAUCUCCCCAGUUACGAUUUAAGCAAAUAUAACAAAUCGUAUAUUUGCACCAGCGUUCGGCAGGCAGAUGGGACCUAUCGCGUGGUUCACCACAAUGGCAACUUCAAUUUUUUGAAUUCUCCAGAGGAGAGCAGCAAGGAGCUGAAUAAAGCAAACCAGACGAGUCACCAGAUGAAUUACCAGACGAAUGAACAGAACAACCAAACUAUCAAUAAUGAAACCUCGGGAAAAAAUACAGGAGUGAAGGAUAUACCCAAGGGAAGGAAGCUCUCCCCAGUGAACAUCAGCAUAGAGCAUUACAGCCCGAUGAAAACAGUGAAAUACAUCGCAGAGCUCAUUAACAUCCUGCAUAAACUACUGUCAGAUAACAAGCUAGAAUUUAUUAGCUACUUCUAUUUCCUAGAUUUGUUAUACAAAGUUGGAACAUUCGACUUCAUUUUUAAUAUGUUUAAUUAUGUGAUGAGCGUGUACAUAUCUCUGCUAGCAUUAUAUUACAAAAAGAAGAAGGAGAUGAAGAAGAAGAACAAGCAGAACGUGAAUGCGCAUUUUGUCACUUAUAUUCCAAUACACAUCAGCAAGAAUUUUACCUGCACAAACACCUACUUCGUUCGGUACGUAGUAAGGAUUAUGGAAUACUAUUCUGGUGCUGAUAUUAGUAUGCUAAAGAUAUACCUCCAAAUUGUUGUUAAAGGGAUAAGCGCCUUCCUAGACUUUUUCGUCAGCCUCAUCAACAUUGGCAAGUUUAACUUGAUGCUCUUUUGUUCAAAGAUGCUGCACCCCCUCACGCGCCUGCACAACGAUUUUGAGUACCUUUCCCCGGAGAAAAAAGCGCCCAAAAACGGAGGAGGGGAAACGGCAACGGAGCAAACAGUCGCAGAGCAAACAGUCACAGAGCAAACAGUUACAGAGCAAACAGCCACGAAAUCACACAGUGGUGAUGUGGCCCCUCCGAAUGGAACGACCGAAAGGAGCAACCCUUUGCUCACCACCGAGAUUACGCAAAGUUGCAUUAGCGGCGCAGGUGGAGAGACCAAUUUAUUAACAUCCCAGCUGGAAGAACCAAACGAAUUAAACGGGACCAAUGUACACGAGGGCACAUUCCCCAAUUCGAGCGAAAAGAAGGAGAAAAAAAUACAUGACACUGUUGAGCAUAGCAAAAGUAACAACCCAGCCAGUGGUGGAGGGGAGAGUAAAAAAAGUAGUGGAGAUUUUCCUUGUGACGAAGGAAAGAGUAAGGAAGAAAAUAAUACUACCAGGAGAAACACCUCCCCGAAAAGUGCAGAACACACAUUCAUGUACAACAACAAUUUCAUAUUCUCUCUAGAUUACUUGGACAUUGUAAACAUGAUAAGAUCGAUGAAGUGUGAAAUAGCCGAAAACAUAUUCAUGUGGUUGACCUACAUCAACAGUACCAGUGUUAAAAUUACAAACCUAGGGAAGAACAACAUAUACAUAAACUUUAAUAACAAUAUUAUAUACACCCUGUUAAGGAUUAUUUUAAAAUUUAUUCAUCACUCUAUUGAAGUAGAACCUAAGAUGAUUGAUUUCUGGGCGAAGGAAAAAAGCAAAGAUAAAAAGAACGUUGGUGGAAAGGAAAAGGAUAAGGAGAAAGAUAAGGACGCAUUUAAUUACCCUCAUGUGAACAUUUUGGAGGAAUGGACCUUAAUGGGCUUUGACGAAAAAACUAUUUAUGAUUGCCUGAAUUAUUCAGGCACCACGGAUUUGGAUUGUACGUUGAAUUAUUUGGAUAAGGCCAAGGAGAAAGAUUUCUUCCUGAAUAUAGGGAAAGAUAAACUUCCUGGAGAGAGAAAGAACGUGAGUAGGAGAUCCCCUUACUACGACUUUGACUACAACAGCAGUGAUGAAAAUUCCACCUCAGGUAACCGAAGGGUCGAUAUCCAAUUGGGCGUGAACGAAAAUGUCAGCGAGGAGGAAGUCAAUGAUGCAGUGCAGGUUGGUGCAGAGCAAAACCUCAUCGAUGGGAGCAACGCUAGCGGGGGUGGCCAUCACGUAGAUGCAAGCACAUCCCCAGCGCCUCUCAUCUUAAAUGAUAGCCCCAAAAAUGAAAACGACAAGGAGGAUAUGUUCCACAAAGAUGACAAGUACGUGUUGGAGAAAUUCCCCUUCAUGUUUGAAAUAUUGAAAGAAGCCAAGGCAAAGUCAACGCAUGGAAGGGUGUACUACUACCAAACCAUUAUGGACCCAAACAGCAAGAGAAACAUGAUAUUGUAUCUACAGUACUACUUAAAAUUACUGAAGAAAAAUCUUUUCCUUAUGUAUGAAGAUAAAAAUGAGAUCAAGCAAUUUUGGGAUGAAGAAAAUUAUUUGCUCCUUAGGCAAAUAAUUUAUAAGUACAUUUUUAAUAUGCUCAUAAAUAUAAUGAUAACCAUCCCAUUUAAUGAAGGGGGUUACACGAAUCUUUUCCUGAGUUUCCUCCUCAUCGAUAUUGACAAGAAGAGUGUGAAACUGCUCCUGGAUCAUUAUAGAAAAACCAUUCACGAUAAAAACACCAACAAGAGUCGUAUAUUCAACCAUCAAGAUGUGAAGAUUAUCAUUCUGUACUACUUUAUUGAAAAUAUCUCGAAAAAAAUUAAAACCUUAAAAAAUGACGAAGCCUUCCCCAUAGAACCAUUCUACCAUUGCCAUCACCUGUUUAUGUACUUUAAUAAGAGGAAAAAUAAAAAUUUGAAAAAUGCCGAUGACGGUGGAAUAAAACCCGAAAAGAAGGAUAACAAAAAUGCGAAUAAAAACAAAUUCGUGCAGAACAGAAAUGGGCUUACAAGCGCCAACGGUGGAGUGAUCCCCAUUCUGCCUCAAAGUGGUGGUGCCGCAGGAAGCACGACCACGGUAAACAACGCUGUUAGCAGUGGAGUCAGCGGAAAUGUAGCUGGCGUGGAGGGCGUCGUUACCAUGGGAAAUGGCCGCGAAGCGGGCAACGAAGGGGGACAAGGAACGAACGACACUGUUGGAAUAGCAACAAACGCCCCGCAUAAUAUCCCGACGAAUGGUGGUUCCUCCGGAGGUAACCCACUGAACGGCAUGCGGAACAUGCUGAUGAGCAGUACGAACACCCGUAGUAGAGUAGGAAACCCAGUGAGUGGAUUCCUUGCAGAUUACCAAAUGAACAAUAACUACGACCUUAGCAACCACAGCGAUGACAACACGACCACGGUAUUCUACCCAGGUAGCGACAACGUGGAUGACAAAAAUUCAGUCAUAAAUAACGGCAAAAAGAAUAAGGAACAUAGUAACCCAGAUGCUGAGGUAGCUAACGAUACAAAUGAUCCCACAGAUUCUAUCUACAGCACCAAGUAUAUUAAAGGAGACCUAGAUGUUAUAUAUGAAUCCGAAAGAGACAUGGAAAUAUACUCCUACCACUUUUGUCUGUACAUGCUUUUUUUCACCCUUUGCAACAUUAUCGAUAAGUAUACCAUAGCAAGAAACUUAAUUUUGCACAUAGAUAGGAACAUCCUGGACUAUUGUAUUUUCUUUUUACACAGAUUUAAUGCAGCUUAUGUGAAGAACGUUGAAGCGAAUGUUAACUACUUUUUAACGGAGAGCAGGUCCCAGGCGUGUUUAGCAGCUUCUGGCGCGAAUGAUGAACAGAUGCUUUCAAAUGCCCAUGUGGGUGGGUGUUUCAUCCCCUAUGGGCAUUAUGAAGCAUCUGCAAAUGAUAACGAUUCGGGGAAAAGGAAUCAAGAAAAGAAUAAAAGGAAGAGAAAAUUUAACAAAAUAAUUACAACAAGUAAAAAUGCUGCAAACAUGAAUGACCAACAGAACAAUGGAUUAACGAAUGUCGACUCGUGUGAGCAGGAGGCCCUUUUGCCUGACCACCUCCCCCCCCUUUCAAGUGAACAUGGAAACAGUUUUCACGGCGCACCCGAGGAAGAUGCGAAUGACUGUGCGCAAAAUGGUAGCCACAAAAAGUAUGCUUAUAACCUUUGCGAUGCACAGAAUAAUGACUACGUGCAUCCAACGUGUGGCGAUGCUCACUUUGCCAACGUCGCUGGAACAACCCACGGAGAGCAAGGCAACAACAGGACAAUACUAAUGUCAGCGCAGAGCAGAAUCACAGGGAAUAACUGCCAAGAGCAAAGUAGUCAGAAGAAGCAAUGUGAAGAUAACAAAAAGGAACAAAAAAUAAUAAACCACAUGUACAACAAAGGAUUGGUCAUAAAUAAAAACAUCAAAACGUACAACAUGUUAAUUCCGUACUGGAACUUAGCGGACACUGAUAUUUCCGAGGUUAAUCAGAAAACGGCAAUCAAUUAUUCACUACAGGAAAAUGAGGAAAAUAAAUAUAUCUCACUGUACUCCAAGCCGCCAUGCUUCUACACCCCCCUGUUCAUGUGCCUGUACAAAAUUAUCAUUAACUACUCAUUACAUAAUUUUAACGACAAGACUAAGAAGGUAAUGAAAAAACACAAGGAGGAAAAAACGAAUGACGAGAAGUGUGGCACCACUAUGAUCAAAAAUGCACCUACGACCAAAAUCGACAAGGCCAUCUCCCAAAGUGAGAAGAAAAAUAUUAUCAGUAAUGUGACAACCAACAUGAAUACAGCAACUGCACAAAUCCUGCAAACUUCGCAAGCGAUUGCAGAGAACAUUCGUUUUAUGUCAUCGGAAAAACAACACAACAUUAUAAAGAUAUGCAUCGACACUUUGUAUUUUUUCAAAGGUUACAACGCACAAUUGUGUAUGAGCAUUUUACAAAUAAUUGAAUACCUUACUACCACAUACAGCAAUGUAAUUUUCUUCAUUUCCUAUACGCCGCCAAAUGUGUAUAAGAAUUUCAGGAAGGCAUUUGAACUGGAGGAAAGGAAGAUUUGGAUGAUGCAAUUUCAGGGGAAGAACCUGAUUGAUAGAGGAAAUACAAACGGAAGAGGCAACACAACAGGGGAAAUUCCUAACGAGGAAUUAGUUACCAACAGAGGAGGAGAGAUUUCUCAAGGGGACCUGCACAAAAGGGAGACGAUCAUCAAUGGCGGAGGUGUUAUCAAUGGCGGAGGUGUUGUCAAUGGUGGAGGUGUUGUCAAUGGUGGAGGCGUUAUGGAUCAUCCUAAAGGUGGAAGUAGUAAGGAAAUGUGCUACUCCCCCAAUAUUACAAAGAAUGAACAGAACGACAACCUUGGCCCAUUCGAAGAGAAAUGCGAGCCUGAUUUUGAUCUGAACGAAUUGAUUCUAAAUAAUAUAAGUAGAAGCGGAUUAGGAAUUCUCCUAACCAUUUCGAAACAGGCCAAAUUUAAGGACAUGCUCAUUAUCCUCAUAAAUAUCCUUAUCCAGUGCUUCACCGAUAAUUACGUUAUUGCCAACCGAAUUGAAUAUAGUCUCAAGUCAUACUUCCUAUCUCAUGGGAUCCCAGUCAAGUGCUUUAUGAGGAAGGAUGACUUAAAAGUUAUAGAGGAUCCGAAAUUUUCCAACGCAUUAGGUGUAUCAUUAAGUGAAUUAAAUGAGGCAUUAUAUCCAUUCAUCUUUAAGAACCCCCAGAUGUAUGAGGAAAUUCUGAGCUGUUUAUGCUUUUUUCCAAACCUGAAAUAUGUGAAGAAAGAUGAACCAAGUGAUGUGCAACAUGAGGUUAGCGAUGCGGUGGAUUUGCUUUCUUUCAAUGGUUUUAGCAAUUUGGUUGGUGUGAACAGCGCGGGAGGAUUCACAAGCGAACAAAUGAAGGAGAAGAGGAACGGGGCAAAUGUGCACACCCUUCCUUUUAAUGGUGCAGAAAUUGUAAAAGGGACGAAAACAGAUAAGGCUAAAAAGGGAAAAGAUGCAGGGAAGGACCAGGACCAAGAGGGGAGAAAUUCAUUUCAAAGUGCUACGAGCAACGGCGUAGUGAAUGGCGCAACCCAGUUUAACAAGAAGAAGAACAAAUCGGUGAAGGAAAGUAGUGCGCAGCAAGGAGUGGCCCUAAAUGGGGACGGAAGCGGUGAAGGAAAGUUCUACCUAAACCUUCUACCCAUACCGGAGCACAUCAAAUCCAUUUACAUGCUCUCGGAAACGGCCAACAGCACUAAGUACCUGAGGAAGUAUUUUCUCAAGAACAAUUUUUACAACUUUUACAUCCUGGCCGUUUUGCUGGAUCUCCUUAACUUGUUCACUGUCAUACAGAGCAAAACCAGGUUAGUAAAGCUCAGCGAAAAGGAAGAAAGGGUACAGUUUAACAAGAGGCUAAUGGAGAUUUAUGGAACGGAUGCCAACUUUGACACAGAAUUGGAUUACAAGGUCAUGUACCCCUUCGCACUGACUGCAGAUAAUAUGUUGUUCAUUCUGAACUUAAUUUUUAAAACAUUUAAACAUUUGAUUGUUUAUUUAGUUAAAGUGCCAAAUUCCUUUAACUCCAAAAUUAUGAAGACAUUUUUUCUAAAUGAUUAUGAUGAACUUGUACAUGGUUGGAAGAAUGACGCUGUGCAAUGCAAUGGCGCGGAUGGUUUUUCCAACAGCUGUGGGGUAAUUAUCCCUCCAAAAGGUAAUUACAGCAGUAGUAGGAGCAAUGAUCUUAACGCCCUCAUAAAGGAACUUCCCGAACAGGCUACAGCACUCCCCUGUAUGGAUAACGACGGGACAAUGGAAGGCACAAAUGUAAUGCCCAAAAUCGCGAAACCCGAUUUCACCUCCAAUAGUUCUUAUACAUAUCGAGAAAUGUCUGAAUUUUAUUUACAGAAUUAUAUUCAGUAUUAUGCACUCUUCGAUUUAUCCAAGUUGACUUUUAGGAGUUGUUUAUUCCCGUUUCUACUGGAAAUGGGGGCGUGUCAAGCAACAGGCAGCGGCAACAGGGAGAAGGGGAAAGAGAAGUACAUGGGUAAGGAGAUGGAGAUGCUUGCAGGUAAUCUGCUCAGCGCGAAUUAUCAGAACAACGUGGUAUUUACCCCCCUGUUGAUAUUUAUGUUCAAACGAAUAUUACCCCAAUUUAUAUGCUUGAGCCAUCCGAGUAUCCACACAACCUACUCUCCAAAAAAGUUGGAGGAAAAAUCCAAGUGCACGGAUUACCAUUAUCAGUCCGUAAUAAACAGCAACGAAUUCAAAAAUCUGAAUUAUGUUAAACACAUUAUGAAUUUUGUUCAGCUGAUUUUUGAUAUUCACUCGUCCAGUUAUGAUGUACAUAAAAAAGUGGUGCAAGAAAUAAUGCACCUCCUGAAGGUAUAUAAUAUUUUUCAGAAGCGGAAGGAACAACACUCCUCUGCAAAAGCGCCGACCAAUUGGAACAAGAACGUGUUCGCCACCCUCAUCGAUGUGUUCUCCUACACUGUAAGUGCCUUGCUGUACAAACUUAUCAACGAAGAACAGAAUAUCAAGAUAGAGAACAGCAAUAUGUUGGAUGAGAAGAACCUGCUCGAGAGCGGCAAGUACAUUUCCGAAGUGUUGGAGUUUGCAGCGAAGGGUGAGGAGGAGCAGGAGUCCAGGAACAAUGCAGGCGAUCCCAAUCGCAACGACAGCGACGACUGUGACGACAGUCUGGGCAGGAGCGGAGCAAACGGCACGUAUGGCGGAAGUGGUAAUCACAACGGUGGUAAUCACAGCGGUGGUAAUCACAACGGUGGCAAUCACAGCGGUGGCAAUCACAACGGUGGUAAUCACAGCGGUGGUAAUCACAACGGUGGUAAUCACAGCGGUGGUAAUCACAGCGGUGGCAAUCACAACGGUGGUAAUCACAACGGUGGCAACCCCAACGGUGGCGGAGGGGACGAGCGCGAUGACGACAAGAAGGACGACGGUAAUAAAAUAUUCACAUAUAGCAGGGAGCAGCUGGCCCACUUCCGCAUGGCUCUGUGCAACUUGCUGAACAAGCUGGACUAUACGAAAGAAGACUUCGCCAACACAGCCACAUCUAUCAUUCGUUGUUUGUCCGUCCUGACAUCUGCGCCCAUUUUGGGUCAUCCCAUCAGAACAAAGAACAAUAAACUGUACAUGCUAAAAUUGAACAAACUAAAUGAAAGGAAGAACAAGAAAAUCAAAAAAAUCAAGAGAAAUAAGAGAAGAAAAAAUAUGUCAUCUGUAACUUUUUUAAACCCAUCUUAUGUACGAUUUAGAUCGGAUUCAAGUAACAACAACUCGGCUGACUCCGACAUCCCCUACUCAGUUGAUUCCGAUGUUUCUUACGAGGAACACUUCAUUUUUGACAAUGACGAAAGUAAUGAUGAGGAUGACCUUAGGUAUGAGUAUGAGGAGGAGAUGGACGAUGAUUACGUUGACAUGGAGGACGACGACAAUGAUGAUGACAACAGUGACGACGCCGACGAUAAUGAUGAAGAAGAUGAUGAAGGGGAAGACGAGGUAGAUAAUGAGGCGGAUGAUGAUGGUGAAGAGGAAGGAGGAGACGAAGCAGAAGCAGAGGCGCAUGGAGAGGAGGAAGAUGAUGAGGUGGUGGAGCCGGACGAUGCAGAUGAUGUUAGCGAAGGAGGUGAAGAGGCUGACGAGGGGGAAGAUAGACCACAAAGGAGCAGAAGAAGAAGAAACGAAGAAUUGCGCAACAACGACAGUAGCAAUAACAAUACGUUGAACAGCGCACAGAUGGAUACCGAUGAAAACAAUGAAAAUUCUCUUAAUGAUGGAGUAGAUGGAACGGAAGGAAAUUACACCGAUGAGGAGGUGGAGGAAGAGGAAGAAGAAAACGACGAUGUGGACAGUGACGACGAUGAUAAUGAUGAUGACUCUGUCGAUGAGGAUGACGACAUGGAGGAUGAAGAUGGCGACGAUGAUGAUGAGGAGGAGGACGACGACGAAGAAGAUGAGGAGGAUGAAGAAGAAUACGACGAAAUCGACAUGGAGGAAGAGGAGGAAGAAGAAGAGGAUGAAGGAGGGGAAAACGGAAACGAACAUGAUACCAAUAGAGGCCUACACGUACACGCCUACCUGGUGCAAGAUAGAAAUGUCCUUGAUGAAGACAACCCUUACGACCACUCCAACAAUUUGUUACUCCCUCACGAGGUUGACGAAAAUGAAGAGAACAUCUCACACAUGGGGGAUAACAACAAUAACAUCGUCUCGAAUCUGGAGUUGGGUUCAGACAGUAGUAAUGAUAUGGAUGAAGCGCAGGGGGUUCAUAGAAUCAGAGAAAUCGAUGAAACGGAGGAAUAUGAUGAGGAGGAUGAUGAGGAUGAUGAUGACGACGAUGAUGAGGAUGACGACGAUGAGGACGAUGAUGAUGAUGAAGAAGAUGAUGACUCCGAUGAGGAUGACGACGAGGAUGAUGACGAUGAUGAGGGAGACGAAGAGGAAGAAAUUGACGAAGAUGGCGAGGAAGAAGAAAUCAGCGAAAAUAACGGCGCCUUCCGAAUUAGUCAAACGGAUGAUAACGGUAGAGCAGCGAGUAACAACGCAGAUUUAAUCGACACAGAAAUAAAUGUCAACAAUUCCCUUCUCACAUGUAAUGAAAAUCAACACGAAAUUUUAGAUAUCCUCAUGGAAGAGGAUGGUGUAUAUAAUAUUAAUGACGACAUAGAUGAGUACAACGAUGACUACAUGGACGAGGGAGAAAAUAAUCACCGAGCUGUUAAUAGUACUGUUAACAUCGUUGGAAGUGCGCAACAGGGCGGUGAUAACAACUUUGGAAUCUCUUCCCAGAAUGCUAAUGAUGGUGAAGAUAAGAGUGGCUACCCAGAUGGAGUUCACAAGGGAGAUAACAAAAUUGCGCAGGGCGAAGAAAUCCAUGAUGACGCAGUUCCCUGUUCCACAGAUGGGAUAACAAGCAGUUUGAACAAUCUGAAUAUGGAUUCCCCAUCCGAAGUAAAGAAGGAUUCCUCUGGAGUAAACGUUUCCAGCGCUACUAAUAUGGCCAACGUACAGAGCACGGUGAAUUAUCCAAACCUGAUGACCUCUAAUUCUGGAAUGUCGACACAGAACAAAGGUAUUUGCAACCAAGUGAAAAAUGAACACAAGAAUAACGGAAUUCAUGUGGGUAUAAAUAAUAGGGAAGAGCAAAAUGAUCCUUUUAAUAAUGUACAAAAUGAUAAUCUCAAUUCAUUACUUAACGUAUCUUUGAAAACUGACAUCCUAGAUCCAGUUAGUGAUGCCCCGAGGGAAGCACUUUUCCCUGCGCAUAUGAACCAAGUGAUCCAUAACAGCGUAAACGCUGUUGAAAACGGGAAUGCAAUUAAGAGCGAAAUGAACAACAUUCAUUCGAUUAACGAACAGGAUGGUGUAGGAAGUGCAGAAGGAGCAAAUAAUAAAUCCCAUGCUAUAAGUACAAGGGCUGCUAUUGUUAAGCAGGAAGAAAACAAAAAGUGCUCAUCACCCACAGAUGCGAAUGCUCCUACAACAGAAAACGGAAAAAAGAAUGAAUUGCCCGGUGCCCCUGAUAGAGUGCAAACCUCUUCCGCGGAAGGAACCACAAACAUAACGAGUGUAAACGAUAAUGAAAUUAACUUGAUAGAUUUGUACUACCAUUUUUACAACAACAAUAAUAGAGAUGUGAAUACCCUACUGGGGGAAAAUAACAGCAUUUUAUAUUUGAACGAAACAGAGACCAUUCAUACCGCCACGGUGAAGAGUAGCGCGAGUGGGUUGCCCAGUGAACCUACCGCUGAUCAAAAUGACAAUGCUCAUGCGAACGGCGUGGUUGCACCACCAAGUGGAUUACCCACAAAUGGAUUACCCACAAAUGGAUUACCCACAAAUGGAUUACCCACAAAUGGAUUACCCGCAAAUGGAUUACCCGUAAAUGGAUUACCCGCAAGCGACACAACGCCAAUGGCAUUGCCCCCCGUGGAUAUCGCCCCGAUGGAGCUAAGCGAUCGGGAACAGGGGACGAUGCUAAGCAGGGGUAUGGAGAAUUACGGGCCCAUUAACUACACACCAACGAGCAGUAACAUAUUUGCCCUAAUGGAUAAUUUGUGCUCCAAUUUGUUAACCCUAAAUAGAAGAAGAAACGAACGCUUGAAUACUAUGUUGACGACCUCUGUGCACAUCCCCGAUGGUGUAAGAAAUAACAGCAUUAAUAUCCCCAUGGGAAUUAAUGAAGACUUCAACAUAAGCGGCAUCAUCCCAAAUGAGAACAAUGCAUAUGAUCAUGGUAACAUGUUGCACGAAAGUGGUUGUACAUACUACCACCUAAAUCUGGACAGAGCUAACAACUUCUAUUCGCCCCCGAUGUUUAACAAUUGCCCAAGUAUAAGAUCCAAUAACGCAGCAAACAGAAAUAUGAACCAAACGAACCACAACCUUCGAAAUUUGUUUAACAUUAUUAGGAACUACAACAUCAGUGAUAAUAAUAUAAACUACACGAGAAAUUCCAAUCCCAUUCUGAAUGACUUGGGUAGGAGGGGCGAGUGCUCAGCGGAUGGGGUGAGCAGUGCAAAUGCAGUAAACGCAGAGAAUAGGGAAACCCGUGUGGGGGAAGUGUUUAGCGAGCAGAGCAGUAACGACGCCCCGAACAGAGCGAAUAACCAAGAUGGAAGUAACAACCGAGGUGAAAGUAACAACCGAGGUGAAAGUAACAACCGAGGUGAAAGUAACAACCGAGGUGAAAGUAACAACCGAGGUGAAAGUAACAACCAAGGUGGAAGCCCUUCCCCGGAAGAUGACCCCGACGUGCCUACCGAGACGAACAACACCCUAGCGAAUAAAAUCGAAAGCGGUAAUGCUAUCAAGCAAAACAACGAUGGAGCGAAGGAAGAAAAGUUUAGCCUUAUGGACACCGUGCUCGAUAAUGAUAGGAAAUUGAAAAGCAGCAUCUGCAACAUGAUGUACAACAGAUUGUGCAAGGCUAUUCCGAAGGUUCAUAUAAAUUUACCCAUCGAAAAUUUAUUAGAAGAAAAAAAAAAAAUAAUUCAAAGCAUGCGCAGGAAGGUAGAAGAGAAGAAAGAACUAGGCAGCAAAAAGGAAGCGCAGAAGGGCAAGGCUAGUAAACAAGAGCAAGGUAAAAAAAGUGGCCUUCAAAAAGGGGAAUUGCCUUCGAAGGAGGAGGAGAAGAUGGCGCAAGCGGGAGAAGAAAGGAAGGGCACAACAGAAGAGGUGGAAAACCAAGCGGAAAUCCACGCAGAGAACCACGCAGAGAACCACGCAGAGAACCAUGCGGAGAACCAUGUGGAGAACCACAUCCAAGGGGAAGAUAAACAACACGAUAACAACACUUCUUCCCCCGAGGAAGAUUUCACGCCCAGUCAGAAUGUCCAAGACCAAAUUGCGCCAACGGGAACGGUCGACCCACCCUUUGAGGGCGUCUUGUAUGAUGGCAAUUCCAUCCCCGAUGUUCUCAACAGUGAUAUAAUGGGUGCAGAUCAGAACAACGUAAUUAACUCAAACCAAGGAGACGAGCAGAAUGACAACACUGAUCAAAGUGUACUCGACGAUGAGGACUACAAAAAUAUUAACUACGAAGAUAUUUUCGAUAACGUGUUGAAAAUAGAAUCGCUUCUCAUUAUUUGCUGCGCCCUGGGCAUAAACGAAGGCCAGUUUUUCCAACUCCUAAACGUUGAUAGAUCCUUCCUCGUUGAACUCCCAAGCAAUUUGAUCGACGAAAUUAUCUUACAGCAUUUGAAAAAUAUCACCCUAGCGAGUGUACACGAACUGGCACAACAGAAUGCUCAAAAUGAUAAAAAAAUUACCAUAGAUCUGUACAAGAAGUAUCUGAAAUUUCAGGAAUUUAGCAUGACACACCCAGGCGGCGAACAACCGAACAUUCAUAACGAAGCGGCCGUCGCACAGACUGACCAAAGAAAUGAUCACCCAAAUGACAGCAGCAUUGAUCCUAAUACAAGCGCGAUUAUAACUGCACAUGUUGAAGGGAACGCCGCGAGUAACAACGACAAUGGUGCAUUAAUCAAUCCGGUGGGUGAAACCGUACAGGAAGUGUCAAAUAAUGAUGAAGGCACAGUUGAAGGGAGUGGUCUCCCAGUGGUGGGAGCCCCAAGCGGGGAAACUGCUACUAUGAUGGAAAAUACAACCAACGUGGAAAUAGCAGCGCACGCGGAAAACCCCGCGAUAAGCGAAGGCGAGAAAAAUCUGCUUAUCUACAACAGCAUAAAGAAGAGCUACCUGGAGGCGCUGCCUUCAAGCGUUCGCGCAGAAAUCAAGAAGAGAAUAAUAGGUAACAGGAACCAGCGAAAUGAAACGCAAGACGAAACGAACAUUGCGUUUAUAGAUUCCUUGACGCCGGAGCUGAGGAGGGACGUGUUAUCCUCCGCGAGCUUAAGAUUCAUAAGAACGCUCACCGAGGAAAUGAUAGAAGAGGCAAGAAAUUUAAGAUUCGUGGUGCUGAAUAGUCGUUCGAAUUUGCUAAAUGGUAAUAAUCGAUCUAGGCAGAACGCCAUCGCCAACGCUGUCACCGAUGGGGACAACGCAGAUAGGGGUGCUAACAUUGGAGGAAGCAGUGCAGGAAAUGUGAACAACAGCGGAGGCAACGCAAGUGGGGCCAACGCAAACGGAGUUAAUGCGAACGCAAUGAAUGAGAACCAAAUUGGUGCAAACGAAGCCAAUGCAGUUGGCGUCAGUGACAGCGUCAAUCACAGUAGCAACAACAUUACCGGCAGUGGUGCAUCGAGCGCGAAUGGGCAAACAGAUACCUCCAAUGUGUCGCCCACCAGAUUAAACGCAAUCAGAAAUGACAUUCAGGAACGAAUAACGAACACUGUUUUGAGAAACGCUGUGUCGAACAUAAACAACGCCAACAUCACAGAUAUCACCAACAGUAGUAGCAGUAGCAGCAAUAAUAGAAGCGGCAACAACAGUAACAAUGUUCCAGUAAUUAGCAGUGGAAGCAACAGACAUGGACAAAACAACAUGACCUUGUUUAAUGUGCUUAGUAGAGCGAAUGCCAACAAUAGAAGGCGUUUGAAUACAUCCCUAAGAAAUUCGAUUACCUCAGGGACACAGAGGAACAACUUUAUCAGGAUUACAUACAACGAGAAUAACAAUCCAAUAAUUAUGAUUAAUACGGGGCAUGAAAAUUAUGACAGUCUGACCGUUUCUCGUUUCUUGGAUCACUUCCUUGGUGGCCGAUCAUUCAACGGGGCAAUUUCGAACCUGCCACUAUCUGACGGUGCAGGCAUUAGCGCCAGCUUUUCGCUCAUUCCCACGAAUAGAGGUGGUGAAAACAAUAAUGAGGAAGGCAGCAGUGGCAAUAACAAUGGCGAAAGUAGCGGCCACGGAAGGAACAACGCAAGCAAUAGUGCCAACGCCGGAGGAAACGGUCAUCUCAGUGCAAGUCAUCGCAGCGGAAAUAACAACACAAAUGGUAGUGGAAACAACAGUAUGAACGAAACGAGGCUGUUCUUUGGUCAGGAAAACCGAUUGAAUAAUGCGGAUCCCAAUUUCAAUCUCCUUAAUGACGAUAAGUUUGCAGAUAAGGAAGAUGAUGUAACGUUAAGUAAGUAUUUAAAAAAUUUAUUUCCAACGAAGAACAAAGCAGAUUCAGACAGCUCUAAAAGUAGCGCCCUCUAUGUUUGUUUGGAACAACCCGUAUCCUCUCAGGCCCUGAUUGAUAUUUGCAGAUUACUAUUUUUAAAAAAAGAAAUUAACAAAAAGAUUAUGUUUACCCUCUUUUGCAAUUUAACCUGUUCCUAUCAGAAGACUAAAAUGUGUGCGUUGCAAUUAUUUAUGAGCAUUUUAUGGUCUGCUUCUGUUGACUUGCAUGGGAAGAAUGGUUCCCCCCGUGUGGUAGCUAUGCGUCAGGCUAUUAAUUUUCCCCCGAAAAUGCUUUACCACAAUGUUAACAAGAAGAAUUAUGGGCUUUUUUCAGAUAGCUAUUUCACAACUGCCUACGUAUCGGCGGAGAGGGUAUUAGAACAAGUGCAGUCGUUACUUAUUACCAUCCCACAUAUUACUUCAUUCUUCUCCAUGCUGCUUGUACACCCCGCUUUUUUCGUGCCCAAGGAUAUUAUCGAGAAUAAGGUUGUGGGCCCGAAGAAGGGUGGAAGUAGUGAAUCGAGGAAGGGGGAAAUCAUCUCCCAAGUGCCUGCAGAAAUGGCGCAUACUUUUGCAUCCAAAAAGGAAGAACCCGCGCAAGGAAACGCCAACAAGAUUAACGACGACGAGGCGGCCAUUCUGCAGUACGAAUUGAAGAGGAAGAGACCCAAGAUGGACCAGAAAAACAGUUCCAACACGCAGGGACCGAGCACAAAAAUAGAACAUUCCAAACAAGUGGAUAAGUCAAAAAAUGAGUACCCAAUUAAUAUCCUAUUCAAACUGCUGAAUUCGUUCAUAUAUUUAACGUCCAAAAAACUGAUGAGCCAUCUUUUGUCGGUUAUUUUCAAUCUUCUAAUUAACUGCGGGAAGAAGUGGCACACGUAUAGCAACUUCACCAAGUGGGUAUACAAGGAAAAUUUGGAUGAACUUUUGGAUGUCGAAAAUGCUAACAAUGGUGAUGACGUGGGGGCUAAGAAGAACGUCAACACGAUCAACAAUGGUGCAAGCAACGAUGCAAAUAACGAUACAAAUAACGAUACAAAUAACGAUACAAAUAACGAUGCAAAUAACGAUGCAAAUAACGAUGCAACGAACAACGACGCAACGAACAACGACGCAAGCAACAACGAAGCGGCCGCCUUAAACAACACGAGCAAUAGCCAAAGUGGAAGAAGCAAUAACGACAAUAGGAGGAACACCUCGAAUAAAGGAAAAAAGCAAAGGCAACACAGUAGUAACAUGAAAGAGUUUAACCACUCAUCAUCCAGAAUUAAUAGAGAGCUACUAAUGAACAUUAGAAAUAUAAAAAAAAAUGAAGCAGAUGAUAGUAGAAAGGAUUUUACGAAGAAGCCAUUUUACCUACUAGAUGUCAUAUCAGUAGAUGCUCUGAGUAAUUUGAGCAAACUAAUCUGUAACUACAAAACAAAUUUUCUAUGGAUCAACAGUAAUAAUAACAAUACGAAUACACCUACUAAUAAUAAUAACCUGGAACAAGUGCACAAGCAAGACAUUUCUUCAUUAACUCAAAUUAUAGUUAUGUUCUUUUCGCAUUACAAGUUAAAAAAAUGGACCAUUCAAUCAUUGAAAUAUCAUACCCAUGUUUUGAUCAAGAGGAUUAUAUAUGAUUUGAAGAAGAUUGUUCACUCCAUACACAACAAAACAUUUGAUGUUUACGCAGUUGAUCAUUCGGAUAGUUUAGAACAGAAGCUAAUUGCAUUUUAUCGUGUCAUUACCAUUUUAUUUAAUGCUCCUUCUUUUAUUGAUAAUUUAAUUAACAAAAGUGAAGGAAACAAGAAUUCCAACGUCCAGGAAACUAGCACCAACAACCCCUCUUCUAAGGAUGUAGUAGAUGUCAAUACUGGUGGUACGCCUGUUGCUUCGAACUUGGGCGUGAACAAUGGGGAACCCGCAGCAGUGAGUGAAGUUGGUCUCGGUGAAUCCGUCACAGGUGGUAAUACGGGGGGGGGCAGUCAUACUGAUGAUCAUGUGAUAAAUCAUUCGACGGAAAAAAAUAACGCAGACGAAGAAACCAAGUUUGAUAUUUGUGCAGAUUUCUUUCUCUCCAUUAAUAUUGACGCCCUGUGGGAAGAAUUCAACAAAGCCAUGCAAGUAAUCAAUAAUGCGCUCAUAGAUAGAAAUUACAAAUUUACACACAACAAUAGAAGCAAUAUGCAGUUUCCAUCAGAGGAAGGAAAAAAGGAGAAAGAUAAUGAAAGUAUGCUAUUACUACCCCAUACACAUGGUGAGAACAAGCAAGGGGAAGCAACACCCGGAGGAGAGAUAAACAAAUCUUUUUUCGACUUGGAUUCCUCCUCCAGCGAAACUUCAGAAAAGGCGAAUCCCAAUUCGGUGACUGCAGAAAUUCCACAGGAACAUGAAGCAUCCGUACCACCUAGUGGAGCAGAAAAUGUUGACCGUAUUGCAGAGGAAAGACCCAACGAAAACGAGGAUAACAACGCGAAUAGCAACCCAGUGGAAGAUAAAAAAAAAGAAAAUGAGGAUGAUCCACCCCCAACCAUUUUAAACUACCUCCUACCACUGAUGGAAGCCUACCUCUUCAUAGAGGAAGUCAUCCUGGUAUCACAAUAUAAGUUGAAAAAAUUUAAAGAUUUGGAAAAAAAAGUUGCGAAUUUAAAUAUCGAAAGUAUAAAAAUUAAUGAGAAGUUAGCAUAUGAUGAUAGCCCCUUUUACAUUAGCAUAUAUCAUAAGAAGGAGAAACGGUCGGAGAGUCAUUCCACGGGGGAGGAACUCAAAUUGAAAAUGCGCAACACUAGCAACGGGGUAAGUAGCAACCAUUCCAACAAAAUGAAAAGGAUGAAGGAACUAAGUGAUUCGUCAGACGGGGAGUUGCAAAAGGAAGGGCAGAACGAACAACACAAAAAGGACCAAAUUAAUAUGACACAUAAGCCAGGAUCGGAAGCCGACAGCAAUGCAACCCUAUUUAAUCAGAUACAUAAUAACGAUGAUGCAAACGUGCAACAAGGAAAAGGUGGCAUAAACAAAAGGGAAGAAAUGAUGGGAUAUCUUGGAAAUGACGUUGAGGAGAAGGAGAAGAAGGAAGCCAAGUCCAAUGAUUUGCUCACGGGCGAAAAAGGCAAAGUUAGCAAUUCGCAAAAUGAUGACUACCCAUUUGGGGAGGCUCAACACCAGGGUGAAAAAGUCGGACACUAUAUGGAUGAAUACAAUGGGGAGGAUGCUGAGGAGGAAAUAAUGAUGCGUGUGUUUGGCGAUGACAUCAAUGAUCAUGGAGAUAUUCGGUACGAUUGCGACGAUAACGAUGAUGAUGAAUACAUACAGAUUAAGCUGGAGGACAAUGAAGGAAAUAUCAACGUCCGACAUAAGAAGCUCAUUAAGUUUGUGUACAUAAAUAGGAGAGUAAUUAACAGCCUCAUUAAGCAGACCCCGAUACUUCUGCACCACAACUUUAAGUCCCUCAUAAAACUAACUUCGUCCUGCAUCAACUUCGAAAACAAGAGGCAUUAUUUGAGGAAGAAAUUGAAGCACCUGAAAUCAGGCGUCAGAAGCGAACCAAUCCGUUUGAACAUAAGAAGAGAGAAGGUGUUCACCGAUUCGUAUUAUCAACUGAGGAAUAAAUCUGGUAACGACUUAAAAGGAAAAUUAGUAGUUACUUUCAAAAAUGAAGAAGGAGUAGAUGCAGGGGGAUUAACCCGGGAAUGGUAUUCCAUACUAGCCAAAGAAAUAUUCAACCCGAAUUAUGCUUUAUUCUGCCGGGAAGGAAAGAAGAGCGAAUUUAACCAUCCCAACCCUCUAUCAUACAUUAACCCGGACCACUUACACUUCUUCAAAUUUGUGGGUAAAUUUAUCGCAAAGGCUAUUUAUGAUGGGCAAGUGAUAGAUGCCUAUUUUUGCAGAUCCUUUUACAAGCACAUGCUUGGAAGGAAAAUUCUUCCAGCGGAUGCAGAAUCGGUAGACCCAGAAUUUUACAACAGUCUGAUAAAAAUUGCGGAAUACAAAUUGGAAGAUUUAAAUUUGGAGAUCAAUUUUAGCACCGAAAUUGAUGAGUUUGGAAAAACGAAAAUUAUCGACCUCAUCCCUAAUGGUAGAAAUAUACCAGUGACUGAUGAAAAUAAAAACAAGUACAUUGAGCUUCUAUGUGAGAUGAAAGUAACGAAUAGUAUAAAGGAACAGUUAGAAGCUUUUAUGGAUGGCUUCAAGGAACUAAUUCAACCCAAGCUGAUCUCCAUUUUCGAUGACAAAGAAUUAGAAUUACUCAUUAGUGGCAUUCCCACCAUAGACCUAAACGACCUAAAAGAAAAUGUUGAAUACCAUAAUUAUUCACCUAACUCCAUUCAAAUUAUUUGGUUAUGGGAUGUACUCCAAGAAUUUGAUGAAAAUAAAAAGGCAUCAUUCUUACAGUUUGUUACUGGAACUAGUAGAGUACCCCUAGGUGGUUUUAAAAAUCUAAUGGGAAUGAGAGGUGCACAGAAAAUGAUUAUUUACAGGGCCUACGGAGAAGAUCGCCUCCCCACUGCUCAUACUUGUUUUAACCAACUCGACCUACCUGAGUAUUCUUCCAAGGAGUUGUUAAGAAGCAAGUUAAUCAGGGCCAUCAUGGAGGGAAAAGAGGGCUUUGGAUUUAUAUAA